Aspergillus uvarum CBS 121591 is the source of this 682-nucleotide messenger RNA. RefSeq lists its product as uncharacterized. Lineage: Eukaryota; Fungi; Ascomycota; Eurotiomycetes; Eurotiales; Aspergillaceae. The record is from RefSeq and is a predicted model, not a curated record. The transcript is spliced from 2 exons. Gene Ontology annotation, molecular function: methyltransferase activity. The coding region runs from base 1 to 573 and encodes 190 amino acids.
AUGGGAUCUCGAACAGCCAGACAUACGUUGUCCUGCUUGCCUCGCCCAUCUGCUGACUUCCCUUGGCCUGCGACCCACCUUGACACAAAGAGUAUCGAAGAACAGAUCGGUGAUCUCAAGUCUACAAACCCUCGGGCGGAUGAUGAACAUCCUACGGCAGGAAAACAUGUAUUCUUGAAUCCUGCGGGUCAGGUCAAUGUCUACAACCAUGGUACCGGCCAGCUACCUGAUGUGGCUGACAAGCCGUACUUUGAAACCGUCGACUUCCAGAGCAACAUUAUCUUGCCAACACUUUACAGCGAUCACGGCUGGCUGCACCCUACUCGUCACGAUAUUCUCACGGUUCGCGAAUGCGCUCGCAUCCAGGGGUUUCCCGAUGAUUACAUUUUCUACGGUGCGGACAAGACCCUUCGCUCCCAGAUCAUUGCAUCUGUUCCGCCACCUAUCACAUGGAGCCUCGCGGAGGCGAUCCGUAAAAUCAUCAAGGAGCACACAGCGCCGGGGCUUGAAGCAAGCGCUUUUGCCGCCUUGGAUAUAAGUGGUAGAGCAACGAAGAGGCCUCGUGUGGAUUGAGACCAUGAAAACGCUUGGCUUUACGGUGUCACCGCAGUACACAAUUGUGGCUGAAUAGUCCUGGCCUGGCUUGGUGAUUGAAGCAUUGGCUUUGCACAAUUUGUUUCUU